GUGGCUUGAAAGCUGAAGGCUGGAACCGCCUCCGUUGCGUCAGGCAAGUGGGGAGUUAACCAUGCACGGUAAUGGGAGCAAUGGGAGUCUGUUAUACUGGAAGAGUCUUUAAAUGUGCAUGACAGGUUUGGGCGCGGUUCAGCAGGGCAUGUGAAUGUCUGGCGGAAGCGCUGCCUAACUAGCACGGCAUCGUACAUAUGCCGUUACUUGGGCUUCGUACAAGCAACCAACCGUUGCCAAAUGGUAUCUAGCGAAGUUUAGUGUUUAUUUAUGACCGCGGUAUUUGCUACUGACGUGUACCCUGUUACUAAAGGUUGGAGUCAGUCUACGCCGAGCCGAGUACGUCCAACUCUAUACCUUGAAUGGGCGUGCUGCUGUGCCUGAGAUGGCCCAAACAAUUUGAUGUAUAGCAUUCUACUUCCUGAAAUACUGUGACUGUGGUUAAGCCCUUGAAAUACUUAGCGUAAUGGCGACACAGUUGAUGCUGCUUAGUGCUGUUGCAGUUCUACUAUGCCUGACGCCUAUCCUUCAAGGGCCAGACGCGAAGUCCACUGUAUCGAUGAGCAUGGAUGCCAGCGGCCAUGAUCACCACCAGCAUCAAGUUGCAGAUGCUAAACAACACGCAAUGCCGAUGCAAAUGGUCUUUGAAUUCGGCUGCCAGACUACGCUAUGGUUCUCUUGCUUAAAAACCAACACUUACAUAUCGUAUAUCGCAGUCCUAAUCGGGCUGUCACUGCUCGCAUUUGUACAUGAAGGCCUGACAGCCUAUCGCCGGAAGCUAGUAGCUUCUCUGGCCCCGUACGAUGAAGCGGAGCCUGUGCGCUCGUCAAAGGUGCUGCCCAUCUCCUCCUCCUCCGCCUCCUCCGCUGCGCUCACCGCACGUGUGCAUCUCUCCGCGCUUCAUGCGCUCAGUCUGGGUCUGGGCUUCCUGCUGAUGCUGGCCGUCAUGAGCAUGAACGCCGGGGUGCUGGCGGCGGUGCUGGCGGGCUAUGCGGC
Molecule: messenger RNA, 996 nt
Organism: Astrephomene gubernaculifera
Lineage: Eukaryota; Viridiplantae; Chlorophyta; Chlorophyceae; Chlamydomonadales; Astrephomenaceae
Source: the annotation of a GenBank genome assembly